Messenger RNA from Periophthalmus magnuspinnatus, 1517 nucleotides. RefSeq lists its product as uncharacterized. NCBI's taxonomy places the organism in Eukaryota, Metazoa, Chordata, Actinopteri, Gobiiformes, Gobiidae. The annotation marks the transcript as partial. The transcript has 11 exons. The record is from RefSeq and is a predicted model, not a curated record.
CAGUUAGGACUAGAUCUUUGACACAAGAACUGGAAGAACUGCGUCAAGCAUUCAAAGAAGCCCAGGAGCGAGCCAGCAGAAGUCAAAGCAGCUGCACCAAGCUAAACAAAGAGGUCGAAUGCCUAAAAAUGCACAUCAGGAGACUGGAGGACAAGAACGAGAAGCUAAUGUUUGAAAGGACAUGUUCAGAAGACAGUAUCAACAAAUUGAUGAAGAUCAACUCUGAGCUCAGGGCUGAACUUGAGGAAACCCUGGUCAUGUUGACAGCAAGAGAUAAAGAGAUGACAAAGAAAGACUUUAUAAUGGAUAAGAUGAAGAACUCUCAUGUCGAAAAUCAUAGCAUCAUUGAGACUUUACAGUCAGAGCUGAUGAGAUUACAUGAUAACUCACAGCAGGUUCUGUUGAGAUAUGACAGACACUGCAUCAGUUCACAUAGUCUGUACAGUCGUGAGCCUCCAAACCAUCGCUCUAUUAAGAGUGAAAUUCAGGACACACAACAGCACCAUCACAAAACUCUGGACGAUAUCAGCCUCCCAGCCCUUCACAGUGAAGAUAUCCAAAACAUCCUCCACAAGAUCAAGACUGCGGAAAUAUCCCAACUUCUGCAGAAUAAGUGUCCUGACAGGGACUCUGCUCUUGUUGAAACACAAGAUAGGCCUUUAGCUCAUCGCCAUCAGCAACAGACCAGCAUCAAGCAGCAGCUCGUCAAUGUGCUGCAGGAGCUGGAGCUGCAGAAGUGCGUGUGGGAGGAGAAAGGCGAGAAAGUGGAGGAGCACUGGAGAGCCUGGGACAAAGAGUCAAAACAAAGUCAUCCUGAGAAUCAGUCUACUGUGAAACAGGCCAAGAAGGUGGCUGUGGUCAACUGGUGGAAAGCUCUGAGUGGAGAGAAGGCCAAAAGAGGAACUAACGAAGUGACUCCAAACCAGGAUCUCUCUCAAACACAGACGAAGCUCAGAGCCGCAGAGCAGACCAUCACUGAUAUGAGGGAGCAGGUCUGUCACCUGCAAGCCUCACUAAGAUCUGCUCAAGACCUGGUCAAUGAACAAAAACACUGCAGCCCUGUCCUCUCUGUAGACAAGGCCACUAACACUGAGCCAGAGGAGGUACCGCUGGAGCCCCCUGGUAAACAGCGGAGGGAUGUAGCCCUGGAGACGGACCCUGUGGACGUCACAGGUGAACCAACAUCUCAACAAGAAAAACUCCAACUUCAGCUGACCGCAGACCAAGUGUUGGUGACGCUGAAGAAGAUGGAAGCCAUGGUGGACAGUGCCCUGGAUACGGCCAAGCGAGUGCAGGAGAGCGAACAGAGGGUGAGUCGGGUCAAGCAAAGGAUGGAGAGCAUCACACAGAAGGUGAAGGAGGCUCUGGGUCGGACCGCCAGCACUGAGAGGCAGCUGGACCAUCUCGAGGCAAAUAUCUCAGCUCAAACACAACCAGCUGUUUUGGAAGACCCGUCAUGUCCCUCACAGUCACCUGAUCCCAGAGCAGACAGUGUUGACUGGACAAGCACCGCUCAA